This is a messenger RNA of Paramecium primaurelia, 426 nucleotides long. NCBI's taxonomy places the organism in Eukaryota, Ciliophora, Oligohymenophorea, Peniculida, Parameciidae. The record is from the annotation of a GenBank genome assembly.
AUGUUUGCAAUUAAUAAUAUUUAAAACUUUUAAUCAACAUCACUAUAGUUGUAACUUAUACAACUCUAUUUUUGGGGUAUAUGUGGAAUCAAAUAAUUUGAGAUUAGAAAUAAUGGUCUUCAAAGACUAAGAAAUAUAUCCAAAGAAUUCCAAAUACUAUAAAAAUUUCAUUUACUACAGAAGUUUAGUACUAGUAUUCAUGAAGAAUUAAUUGUCUUUUUAAUUUUUUAUUCUUACAAAAGGCAAUUUUUAGAGAAUUGGGAAAAGUCGAAGGAGCCUGAUGAAUCAUCUAGCACAUAUUUCCAUCACUAACAGCAAGCCAAUCAACAGAAAAGAGCCAGAGGCAUAAAAAUUGAGGUCUAGAUGAACUUCUUAUAGUAUUUUCAAUUCCUUGAAUAUUUGGAUAGAAUUUGGAGAUCAUUAUGA